This is a messenger RNA of Morchella importuna, 1023 nucleotides long. RefSeq lists its product as uncharacterized. The record is from RefSeq and is a predicted model, not a curated record. The coding region runs from base 1 to 1023 and encodes 340 amino acids. Lineage: Eukaryota; Fungi; Ascomycota; Pezizomycetes; Pezizales; Morchellaceae. The transcript has a single exon.
AUGUACACAGUGAACGUUAGAACACAACUUGUGUAUUCAUUCACCAGUCUUGCUCUCGCAGAACACAUCACGAGUAGUGACAUUAAUGGCCGCGCAGGAUUCUCCACAACGACCUCCUUAGCCCUCUGUUUAGCCAACUCGCUGAUCCACUGUAACCUUCACCUCCCAGACCACGACGAGCCCACCACCACCACCACCACCACCACCGCUACCCUUGAUCACGGCGGGGGAGGAGGGUCUUCUGACGGCCUCUUCUCCAUCCGUCAUCAGGCCGCCGAGUACAUCAAAUGGGGGAGACAGGGCCAUUUUUUCGUUUCCCCGGCGCCCAGCGCUUCGGACAGAGGCAUCCAGGCUGCAUUGCAGAUCUGGGAAGAAGGCCUGCAGCGAGGCUGGCUGACAGCCGAGAUAUUGGAGGCUGUCAGAUCUGCUCAGCUUCUGGGGCAGGCCGCGCCUCCUUAUACCUCGGUGGUGUGGGUGCUUCCCGUUGCGCUGCUGUUCUGGCGCGAUACGGCAAGGGCGGUGGAGCUAGCGCGGGCCGCUGCGGAUGUGCUUGUGCCCACCGCCAGGGACCUGGCUGGGUGGUAUGUGUUUGCCGUGACGACGGUGCUGUGGAACUGGGCUGCGAAGAGCGACGUUAGGCUCGAGAAGCGUUGGAUGCGUGUAAAGAUUGAGGACGAGUAUCGACGGCUGAAGCUGGAUGGGGUAAGAGGGGCCGAGGACGUCCAUCGAGGGGUCGAGAUAUAUAUGGAAACGGACACGUUUGGUGAGGGGCUGGGUGUUGCAAGACGAUCAUGCAAUCCUCAGGUGGUGGCAAUGGCGUAUGCGGGGAUUGCGGGUGUCUGGUAUGGGGCUACAGUGCGGGAGGUUGUGGAUGGUCGGGCUUUUGUGGGAUAUGGUGUUGUGGAGGAGGUUGCUGGGGCGAUUGGGACGUUGGCAAAGGAGAUGGAGAAGAGAGAUGACGAUGAGACGCAGAUGCUUGCUUCUAGUAUUCCGCUGGACGAUGAGUACGAUGGAAUGAUUUAG